AUGGGAGGAAUGUACCUCCUAGCACGACCUGUACAACAUAUUGAAGCCACAUCUCAAGAGACGUCUCCUUGCGACACAUCAAAGCAUCGUCGAUUCAUCGUCGUCUACAUGGUUACCUGCACCAAUGAUUUGGGGAUGAUUUUUCAGUUACAGAAGCCGGGUUGGUGGGAUGAUCGCCCUAACCGGGGCUCAGGUUCACAUGCCCUCGUAAGUAUGCUCGUACAUCCUAGCUGGGCAUACCUCCACCUCCUAGGAGGUAGAUCGGUUCGUGUGGCGAGUGUGGGUGUUGUUUGUGGCGUAGCGUAUAGCAUGGGAGUUCUAGAUCUGUUCUGGAACGGGCACUCGUCGUGCUCUUUGACCGCUUCUCGUGCUACAUAUGAGGCCCAGCAGCCACCAUUCUGGUCGUGGUCGAGGUCGUGGUUGCGGUCGUGGUUGCGUGUCUCGAGACUGCUCAUCGCACCAGGGAUGCCCAUGCUCCCCCUCGUUGAGCAAGACCGCGGGAUGACGCGUUGGCGGCGGCGACGGCUGUCUUCUGAUCGCCAAGACACAAGGUUCGAGUCGCCGACGACAGCUGGCCCAGCACACAGAAAUGGAGCGAGUCUCGACAGCGAACAACUCAUCUCUACGACAGAGGACGAGCCGAGUGACCCUGUGGACCGACACCAUGCCGCUGGGACAUCCCUCUCGAACGACCAGCGCAUGAGCAUCAACCCUACACACGACUUCGAAGGCCUCUUGAGAACUGUUGCCGUCACUUCCAUCGAUACUAGUAGUCUCGCGACUCCCGCCGCCACUCCGCCUUCGAGAGCGAGUGCAGAGACACUACGCUCAGCCGAGAACACGGAAGAGAGGCAGGCGACGGUUGCCUUUGCGCGUUAUAUCAUGGCAAACGCUGCGAAUAUGGAUGGGGCUCUUCCCGAGGACGAUGGCAUGCGAUCGCUGCGCCAGAAGCUGCAAGAGAUUAAGGAGCUCGCGGUAUCGACGGAAGAGAAGGCCAAGCGGAUGCAUCUGCUCAUGAUGCAGGACUAUGUCAAACAUAAAAAACUGGGGCAGCUCACGCCGCCAGAGAGUCCUGCAGCGCAUGGUCAGGACAGCGAAGGCCUGGACUCGCCUCUGCUGGGAGCUGCUAUCAUGCCUAUCGACCCUAGUAAUCCUUAUAACCUGCGACCUGGUGAUCUGGAUCCUGUCUUUAGUCCGCUACCGAAAGCAGUACGAUGUCCCGAGGGAGAGGAUGACGAGACCAUGGCAGACGACGACGACGAGCCUGACUUGGGUUGCAUGCACUAUAAGCGGAAUGUAAAGGUGCAAUGCUUCGACUGCCAGAGGUGGUAUCCAUGUCGACAUUGCCAUGAUCAGUCAAGAGAUCUGCCAUUUCUACAUGCUCUCAAUCGACAGAAGACGCAGAACAUGCUGUGUAUGUUGUGUCAGACGCCGCAACCCGCUGCUCAGGAAUGCGUCAAUUGUGGCAACUAUGCCGCGUGGUACUAUUGCUCAAAGUGCAAGCUUUGGGAUAACGACACCAAUAAACGCAUCUAUCACUGUGACGAUUGUGGCAUCUGUCGAGUUGGAGAGGGACUGGGCAAAGACUUUGUGCAUUGCAAGCGCUGCAAUGUAUGUAUAUCAAUAUCUACAUCUGCUGCGCAUCCUUGCAUCGAGAGAGCUACAGAGGGGAAUUGUCCGCUUUGUCUGAUGCGAAUGUUUGAGGCGAAAGUCCCAGUGGUCAGCUUGCCAUGUGGACAUUAUAUGCAUGGCGAGUGCUACAAGGAUCUCAUGGCUGUGACAUACAAGUGCCCGGUUUGCAGCAAGAGUGCUGUGAAUAUGGAACUUCAGUGGCGAAAGCUGGAUGAGGAAAUAGCGAUACAGCCGAUGCCGGAGGAGGACAUCCAAGGCCUUUUACCUCACAUUGAAGGCGCGGCUGAGCCAUCAGAGGAGACUGACGAGGCGAACGAAAGACAACAUGCCUCACCUCCCCGUCGACCACGGAAAGUAUGGAUUGGCUGUAAUGACUGUGGAGCAAGAACCUGGACUCCCUUUCACUGGCUUGGCCUGAAAUGCCAACGAUGCGAUAGCUACAACACUAACCAGAUGACGCCAACUGCACACCACGAGACUGAGGCUGAAAGACUUCUCCGACAACAGACGCAAUCAGUCCGCCGCCACGACUUUACCGGAAAUGACGUUCUCCGUGACGCUGGCAUUGGCAUAGUCGACGAAACAGCAACCUCAGAAGUCCAAGCAUCUAGCGCUCUCGAACCCCCUGAUUCCCCAUCUCAACAGCCGUCUCAUUUAUCAAGCUCGCCUCGACUGGCCGCUGGUGCACAAUCUCCUGGACGAUACUUUGUCACAGACGAAGAAGUCCGUCGUCCGAGCUUCAGUGGACGCUUCUCAACGCCUUCCAUGCCGAACCUACCUACGUUGUCCGCAAACUUGCCCGAUAUACCCCGGAUGCCACGGAUGCCAGCCUUACCUAACAUGCCAACAUCCUUACAACAUAUGCGGCAGAAUCUGCCCAAUAUGCCUAAUGUGGAACUACCGCGAUUCCGACCCUAUGAGAUGAUGGACGCCGUCAGUCGAAGUCUUUCACCUAUGAGAUUUUACCUACGAGGGCUGGACAUGGUAGGGGAUGAGACCAAUGAUGACCUGCCCCCGCAUCUGGAUUCGAGAAUGCCACAUCGGUCGGGAAGUGUGCACAGUGACUCUGCCGUUCCGAGCAGAGGAUCAAAGUUGCGGUCGCAAUCGGACGUGGGCUCUGUGGAUCUCUUCGAGAUCGGAGAACAUGCUGUGGUAGAGGACGAUAGCGACAACGCUGCACAUGGAAGAGAAGGCCACGAAGAUAGCAGCGGAGAGGAAAGGAGGUCCCCACAGUAA
Molecule: messenger RNA, 2868 nt
Organism: Sphaerulina musiva SO2202
Lineage: Eukaryota; Fungi; Ascomycota; Dothideomycetes; Mycosphaerellales; Mycosphaerellaceae
Exons: 4
Coding region: 1-2868 (955 amino acids)
Biological process (GO): ubiquitin-dependent protein catabolic process; protein ubiquitination
Cellular component (GO): nucleus
Molecular function (GO): ubiquitin protein ligase activity; zinc ion binding
Source: RefSeq, a predicted model, not a curated record